Messenger RNA from Populus euphratica (Euphrates poplar), 2061 nucleotides. RefSeq lists its product as uncharacterized. The record is from RefSeq and is a predicted model, not a curated record. Gene Ontology annotation, cellular component: nucleus. Lineage: Eukaryota; Viridiplantae; Streptophyta; Magnoliopsida; Malpighiales; Salicaceae. The transcript is spliced from 8 exons. The coding region runs from base 133 to 1794 and encodes 553 amino acids. Gene Ontology annotation, molecular function: transcription corepressor activity. Gene Ontology annotation, biological process: regulation of transcription by RNA polymerase II; negative regulation of DNA-templated transcription.
CUUGAUAUCUGUAAAGAACCAUAUACAUGCUGAGAAUUUAGAGUGAUCAUCUCCAAAUACCAAUAGAUACUUUCUUGCGUACCAAAAACACAAAUUCUUGAAGCAAAACCAGGGUUCUUGAAAUCUAGAAACAUGGCUUAUAAGUUAAGGGCUAGAAAACAAAAGAGACCGUACGUCAGCUGUGAUGAUGAUGAUGAUGAUGGACAUGAAAGUGAUUCUAGCGGGAGAAUGGAUCCUGAUUUUACCAGGAAAGUUAGACCGCGAAGAAGUAACACUAUGAUUACUGAAAGUGCGGAGCAGAGAAGGGCGGGUCGCCCUCCUAAGAGGACGAGGAAAUCAACUCCUUCAGUAGGAGAAGCAAGUACUUCCGGCAGCAAACCUGCAGAAUAUUUAGCGAGAACUAUAAUGUCAUGGUUGAUAGACCAUGGCAAGAUCAUCGAGAACGAGAAAAUUUAUUAUGUUGCUGAUAAGGAGGGGGAUUCGGAUGAUCGCAAACAAAGCAAAAAGGAGGUGCUGAUGAAGGGAAGAGCAAGAAGAGAGGGUGUACGGUGUGAGUGCUGCAAUGAAGUUAUGACAGUGUGGGAUUUUGAGACCCAUGCCGGGAGUGUUUUACAAAGGCCAUAUGAACAUAUCCAUGUUGCUCGAAGCAACAGCUCUCUCUUGCAGUGUCAGUUUGAAGUUUGGCAGAGCAAUGUAGAGGUCGAGCGGCGCACCUUUAAUGAGAUUGUUCCCCGUAAUGGCGCCUCCGAUAAACAUGAUGAUGCUUGCCUGAUUUGUGCAGAUGGAGGGGACCUGAUCUGUUGCGAAAAGUGUUGGUCCACUUCCCAUCUCAAAUGUAUGGGAUUGGAAAGGAUUCCCCAAGGAGAAUGGAUUUGUCCCUACUGUGUGUGCAAGCACUGUAAUGAAAACGACAAAGACCUGCAAACUUGCGUUCAAUGUGAUAAAAAAUAUCAUUGCCAGUGUUUAGUUAGCAGUAAGGAGUUGGAUCUUAAUGCCAGUGGCGAAACCUUAGCAUGUGAUUCUCACUGCGGAGAGGUUUAUGAGAAGCUUCAGAGCCUCGUAGGUGUGAAGCAUGAGUUAGAAGGAGGGUUCUGUUGGACUCUCCUCCAACGGAUGGAGCCAGACAACUUGGACUUCAAGGAUCUUCAUUUAAUCACCGAAUGCAAUUCAAAAAUUGCAUUGGCCUGGGAGGUGCUGGACGAAUGUUUCACGACAAUCAUUGAUCGGCAUACGCAGAUCAAUGUAGUUCAGAGUGUGGCUUAUAGUCGAGGAUCGAACCUCAACAGGAUAAAUUUUCGAGGCUUUUAUACUGCGAUCCUGGAGAAGAACGAUGACAUCAUUUCAGCUGCAACUAUAAGGGUGCACGGGACCGAUUUGGCUGAGAUGCCUUUCAUUGGAACUCGGGACUUGUAUAGGCAAAACGGGAUGUCAAGAAUGUUACUGGUUACUCUUGAAUCUAUUUUUUCAGUUAUGGGAGUUGAGCAUCUAAUCAUCCCAUCAGUCCAGGAGCUCACUGAGAUGUGGGAGGGGAAAUGCGGGUUUUCCCCCAUUGAGGAUGCUGUUAGCCAAAAGAUCACCAACUGGAACACCCUCACGUUUCCAAGUGCAGUCAGGCUGCAAAAGGCCCUUCUCAGCACCCCAGCUAGUAGUUCUUCUGCAGUCAUGAAUGUGGACGAGGGCGUGGAAGUAGAUGAGGGUGUGGAUAUGGUCAGUGAUAACUGUGCAAAACUUGCUGGUCUAGAUUUAAACCAUGAAUAUACUGAAUCUGGAGAUGACGAGGCAGAAGACAAGUGACAUAUAUUGUGCAGUUUAAUCAACACCAGGGACCUGAUUUUUUGGCCAUUUAAAGGAUGGUUUCAGGCCAGAUCCUUCUGUUCUAGAAUGCUAUUAGAUUUCAGGUUUUUGUGCUGUGCAAUGUCUCUUGCGUUGUUGUCUUAGUCUUGCUGGAUUUAGGAUUAGUUCAUCUGCUGGAUGUUAACUUGCAAGCUUGGAGACACCCCUGCUGGUGCUGAUGAACUACAUUUUGAUCAUCUGCUACUAGAAACUUCAAUUUCGAGUUGU